This is a messenger RNA of Peromyscus maniculatus bairdii (prairie deer mouse), 1910 nucleotides long. RefSeq names its product suppression of tumorigenicity 7 like (gene St7l). NCBI's taxonomy places the organism in Eukaryota, Metazoa, Chordata, Mammalia, Rodentia, Cricetidae. The record is from RefSeq and is a predicted model, not a curated record. Gene Ontology annotation, molecular function: protein binding.
CUUCCUGAUCUCGGUCCUGCUCCCCAGGACUCAAGCCUUGACAGAGGCCGGCUUCAAGUCCGCCACUAUCCCAGGAUUCCCAACUCCGGGUUUCCUGCCCUUCUCCCCUCCCAGGUCCCGGCGCCUGCCGGAGCCGCAAGAUGGCGGACGGGGAAUACUUCGCGGAAGCCGCGCGGGCUGUGGGGUGUCCCCAUGCACCUGUUCCCGGCUUGGGCCUGGGCCCGCCGCUGGGCUGGAAAGAACGGCUGAAGGCCGGGCUGGCGAACUCUGGGUCCACGCUGUGGUUCCUGGCGGGGCUGGGGCUGCUUUACGCUUUGAGGGUCCCGCUGAGGCUGUGUGACAACGUGACAGCGGUGACAGGGUUUUUAAGUUCGUUGACACCCAAGUUCUAUGUGGCACUUACAGGGACAUCUUCUUUGAUAUCUGGACUAAUAUUUAUAUUUGAAUGGUGGUACUUCCAUAAGCAUGGCACAUCUUUUAUUGAGCAAGUGUCUAUAAGCCAUUUGCGACCACUGAUGGGAGGAACAGAGAGUAGCAUUUCAGAGCCCGGUUCUCCUGCCGGCAACAGAGAAAGUGAAACCCUGAGACACCACCAUCUAUCAGAAUGCAAGGUCUGGAGAAACCCUUUAAACCUCUUUAGAGGAGCAGAAUAUAGGAGAUACACUUGGGUGACUGGUAAAGAGCCACUUACUUACUAUGACAUGAACUUGUCUGCCCAGGAUCACCAGACCUUUUUCACCUGUGAAACAGACUUUUUACGUCCUUCAGACACAGUUAUGCAGAAGGCAUGGAGGGAAAGAAAUCCUCCAGCUCGAAUCAAAGCAGCCUAUCAAGCGUUAGAGUUAAACAAUGACUGUGCCACUGCCUACGUUCUGCUGGCCGAAGAAGAAGCGACAACAAUCGCAGAUGCGGAAAGGCUGUUCAAACAGGCCCUCAGGGCGGGGGAGGUCAUUUAUAGACGGUCACAGCAGUGCCAGCACCAGAGUCCUCAGCAUGAAGCUCAACUGAGGCGAGAUACCAAUGUACUUGUAUACAUAAAAAGAAGAUUGGCAAUGUGUGCAAGAAAACUGGGAAGAAUCAGAGAAGCAGUGAAAAUAAUGAGAGAUUUGAUGAAAGAAUUUCCUCCUCUUACCAUGCUGAACAUCCAUGAAAACCUCUUAGAAUCACUUCUAGAACUGCAGGCCUAUGCAGAUGUUCAGGCAGUCCUGGCAAAAUAUGAUGAUAUAAGCCUCCCAAAGUCAGCAGCCAUCUGCUACACAGCAGCACUCUUGAAAACAAGGACUGUUUCAGAUAAAUUCUCUCCAGAAACAGCCUCCAGAAGAGGGUUAAGCACAGCAGAAAUUAAUGCUGUGGAAGCAAUUCAUAGAGCUGUGGAAUUUAAUCCCCAUGUUCCAAAAUACUUACUAGAGAUGAAAAGUUUAAUUUUACCUCCGGAACACAUUCUGAAGCGAGGAGAUAGUGAAGCAAUUGCCUAUGCUUUCUUUCAUCUGCAGCACUGGAAACGGAUAGAAGGUGCUCUGAAUCUCUUGCAGUGUACAUGGGAAGGCACUUUUCAUCAUGUUUCUGUUUAUCCAAAAAAGGAACUUCCUUUCUUCAUCCACUUUACAGCAGGACUCUGUUCUUCGACAGCAAUGAUAGCGUUUCUCACACACCAGUUUCCUGAAGUCAUGGGUGUUUUUGCUAAAGCUGUGAGUAUGAUCUCCAGGACUUGUGUGGAGUAUUUAUGAAACUGCACAGGAAAGCGGAUCUGAUCUGUCUGUGCUAGACCACACGAGCAGUGAAAGAUACUUGGAAACAGCAAGAGCUGCUUUGUAAAGCUUCUGCCAUAAAUAUGUCAAACAUGAAUUCCGGUGAUGUGAACUUACUUCUGUUGCUCAAAAGUUAAAAAUACAAUGCUAUAACAUUAUAAA